UUUAAAAGAGUACAAUAGAUAUAAUUGCAUUAUUUUUUGCAGGCCCCAUCUUCAGAAACAUCAGAAAGCAAGGGAAGUCCGGGAUUUUUUUCACAAAUGUUUUCUGAGUUAGCUGCGCCUCUUUAUGAAGAGGACGAACAGGAUUUUCUGUCGGAAGAUAGAGAACCUGAAAAUCCAUCUGUAGAAGAUGAGUUGGGAGAUGAUGAUCCAGAGGAGGCAAUUUAUGAAACAAGCAAUGGUGAAGACAAUAAGCCUAAUUUUGCAUUACCUCAAUUUGAAAAGUCAGUUACAGAGAAUGUAAAUUCUGCACGAACUGCAGAGGAAGAAACCUAUUUUGGUGGUGCCACUGAGAGUGAUGCUGAUCAAGAAAAAGGGGAGGACCAACCAUUGCCCAAUGCUAUUAAGGAGGGUAAUGUUUCAGCGUCUCUGCCAUAUUCAUCCACCUUAGAUUUGGCAAAUGCCGAAAAUAAAAACCCUGAACUUCCAGAUGCACAUACUGGUGAACCAGAUGUAGAAAUUGACAGCAGACUGGAGGAGGGAUCAAAAGACCUUGAUAGGGUGCAGUCUGAGCAAGACUCAGCAGUAAAUACAAAGUAUGAAUCCUCAGUUAAACAAACUGACGAUAAAGAAAUUGAGAGCCACCAGGAGAAAGAACAAUCAAACAGUAAAAAGAUGCAGUUUGAGGAAGAUUUAAUUGUGAAUUCAGUAAAUGCUGAGGAAUCAAAAACCGAACCUUCGGUUAAAGAAAACCCUGCCGAGAAGGAGGCAGAAAUUGACAGUGCUGGUGUUAACAGGGGAAAGCAAGACCCUGAGCAGGAGGAGCCAAGGAGUGCAGACAGCUCAGGAGGGACGCCGUUUGAUAAGAAACAGCCUCACUAUGAGGACGGUGCAAAAGAGCUGUCAGAUGAAGACUUGGAGCAUCUGCGAGUUAAAAGCAAACCUCAAGAACAAGUUCCAUCAGAUGUACUGCAGGAGGAAGUACAAGAUCUCAAAAAAAAUAAAAAAGAGGAGGCAGGGGAACAAGAAGCCAAAGAAAGAAUGGAAGAGCAGGCAAGGAAAUUCAGCCUAGAGAAGGCAAAAAGGGAUGCACAGGAGAAGAAGAAAGUAUUGGAAGAGCAGUCGAGAAAUCUGAGGUUGGAGAAUGAAAAAAGAGAUGCGGAAGAGAAGAAGAAAGCAAUUGAAGAGCAGACAAGAAAGCUCAUGUUGGAGAAAGAAAAAAGGAUUUCAGAAGAGAAGAAGAAAGCAAUUGCAGCGCAGGCAAGGAAAGUCAGGCUGGAGAAAGCAAAAAAGGCUGCAGAAGAAGAGAAAAAACGGAAAGAGGAGGAAGCGAGACAACUGAGACUUGAGUCACUGAAAAAGCAACGGCAACAGAUAGAAGAAACUGAGAAGAUGGAGAUGGAAAGGUUGCGUAGGGAGGAGGAGAAAGAAAUUUCUUUGAAAAAACUAAGUGGUGCUGAAAGAAAAGAGGAAGAGGUUGAUGACAAGGCCCCGUCUUCAGAAACAUCAGAAAGCAAGGGAAGUCCGGGAUUUUUUUCACAAGUGUUUUCUGAGUUAGCUGCGCCUCUUUAUGAAGAGGACGAACAGGAUUUUCUGUCAGAAGAUAGAGAACCUGAAAAUCCAUCUGUAGAAGAUGAGUUGGGAGAUGAUGAUCCAGAGGAUGCAAUUUAUGAAACAAGCAAUGGUGAAGACAAUAAGCCUAAUUUUGCACCCCCUCGAUUUGAAAAGUCAGUUACAGAGAAUGUAAAUUCUGCACGAACUGCAGAGGAAGAAACCUAUUUUGGUGGUGCUACUGAGAGUGACGCUGAUCAAGAAAAAGGGGAGGACCAACCAUUGCCCAAUGCUAUUAAGGAGGGUAAUGUUUCAGUGUCUCUGCCAUAUUCAUCCACCUUAGAUUUGGCAAAUGCCGAAAAUAAAAACCCUGAACUUCCAGAUGCACAUACUGGUGAACCAGAUGUAGAAAUUGACAGCAGACUGGAGGAGGGAUCAAAAGACCUUGAUAGGGUGCAGUCUGAGCAAGACUCAGCAGUAAAUACAAAGUAUGAAUCCUCAGUUAAACAAACUGACGAUAAAGAAAUUGAGAGCCACCAGGAGAAAGAACAAUCAAACAGUAAAAAGAUGCAGUUUGAGGAAGAUUUAAUUGUGAAUUCAGUAAAUGCUGAGGAAUCAAAAACCGAACCUUCGGUUAAAGAAAACCCUGCCGAGAAGGAGGCAGAAAUUGACAGUGCUGGUGUUAACAGGGGAAAGCAAGACCCUGAGCAGGAGGAGCCAAGGAGUGCAGACAGCUCAGGAGGGACGCCGUUUGAUAAGAAACAGCCUCACUAUGAGGACGGUGCAAAAGAGCUGUCAGAUGAAGACUUGGAGCAUCUGCGAGUUAAAAGCAAACCUCAAGAACAAGUUCCAUCAGAUGUACUGCAGGAGGAAGUACAAGAUCUCAAAAAAAAUAAAAAAGAGGAGGCAGGGGAACAAGAAGCCAAAGAAAGAAUGGAAGAGCAGGCAAGGAAAUUCAGCCUAGAGAAGGCAAAAAGGGAUGCACAGGAGAAGAAGAAAGUAUUGGAAGAGCAGUCGAGAAAUCUGAGGUUGGAGAAUGAAAAAAGAGAUGCGGAAGAGAAGAAGAAAGCAAUUGAAGAGCAGACAAGAAAGCUCAUGUUGGAGAAAGAAAAAAGGAUUUCAGAAGAGAAGAAGAAAGCAAUUGCAGCGCAGGCAAGGAAAGUCAGGCUGGAGAAAGAAAAAAAGGCUGCAGAAGAAGAGAAAAAACGGAAAGAGGAGGAAGCGAGACAACUGAGACUUGAGUCACUGAAAAAGCAACGGCAACAGAUAGAAGAAACUGAGAAGAUGGAGAUGGAAAGGUUGCGUAGGGAGGAGGAGAAAGAAAUUUCUUUGAAAAAACUAAGUGGUGCUGAAAGAAAAGAGGAAGAGGUUGAUGACAAGGUGCCAGGGGACGAAGGGAUAGAUCAGGAAAAAGAAAACCCAACUCAGGAGAAGGGAAAAACUAGCGAAGACGGCGAAGAUGAGGAACAUAUGAAAAUCAAAGGUGCCUUUGACCAAAAGAUGGCUGAGGAAGAAGCUGCAUUGAAAAGGAGACUGGAAAUGUUAAAUGAGGAGAGAAGGAAUUUUGAAAAGAUGGCUGAGGAAUAUCGAGUCAGCAAAAAAGAAAGACAACAAAAAGAACAGGAGGAAAAAAUGUCUACCAAGCAUAGUGCUGAAAGUGAACUCAGCAAGGCAGCAACAGCUGUUUCACCAUCUUCUAAGCAAGUCAAAACUUCGCAAGAUCAAGCAGCUAGGCAAACAGUGAAUACUUCUGCUACAACUACCACUGCACCAGCUGUGGAUGAAGAGUUGGCAGCAAAAGAAGUAAACACUAAGACGGAAGCCACACUUGUCAAGUCUUUGCAGGCAAUGCCAACAAAAGUCAAAGAACCAGUUGGUAGCCGCACGAAACGAACAACAGCAACAGAGACAGCUUCAUCAACAACUGCACUGAAUAAGGAGGGCUUGAGCUCUGUGGAUGUAAAACCUAGUGAAGCAACUGAUCAUGGUAUGGAAAAGGAGCAUGUGGAUGACAGCAAAGAGGAUCAUAAGGUCCCUUCAGAUAAAGCUGCAUGCACUGAAGGCUUUUGUCAAGCGAAACCAAAUGUGAUAUCACUUGCCUCACGGUUCCAAAAAGUAGAAGACAGUUUAAUGUCAAAGGUUGUCUUGGGCGAAACUCAGUUCAAUAACAUCAAAGAGAAUAAUGACUCUCAAGUGAAUGAGACCCUCAGUGGAUAUGCUACCUUCAUGAGGGCAUUCCGUAACUUCCAUGAAAAGUCUGUGCUUUUUGUCUUCUCCUAUUGGCCUGUGGCAAGGAAUACGACCAGAGACUUGUUGGCUUAUAUUGGAUUAGAUGGGAUGUUUGAGCAGUUGUGCAAUGAUCUUGCUGAUGUCCAUCCCGCUGUUCUGUUUAUAACAUUCCUGUUUGGUACUCUGGGAUUUCUUUAUUUCUUCUGGUCACUUACUUUUGGGAGGAUGCGACACGGUGCACAGGGACCUAAUCCUCAUGAUGUCCUGAGGAGUUAUGAAGCAAGGGUUCGCAUCUUAGAAGAGGAAGUUAAAUCAAUGGAGGCAGACAAACUUAAGACUGAUAUGGAGAGAAAUACUGCUUACAAAGAGAAACAGAUUUCUGAUGAACAGUUAAAAAGCGCCAGUGAGAUGGUUCUAAAACUCACAAAGGGAGAGGAAAAACUCAAGAAAGAAAAACAAGACCUUCAAGUGUUAGUGAAAGAAAUGGAAGAUAAUUGUCAAAAAUUGACAACUGAAUCCAAGGAAAAGAGUGAGGAAAUUGUAAGAUGUGAGAACACGAUUUUGGACUUAAGAGCUAAGAUUGAGGCUAAAGAGGGUGAAAUUCAAAAGUUGAAUGAUGACCUCCUAAAACAACAGCUCGAAAAGGAGACCCGUGAAAAGCACAUUGAGCAGCUUGAUGAGAAAAUUCAACAAGCAGACAUGGAAAACGAGAAGCUUGAACAUUUGCUGACAGAGACAAAAGAAAAUAAGCAAAAUUUACAAGUUGAAUUUGACGAUCAGAGAAAAAACUGUCUGCUUUGCGUUCCAGAUUACGACGGAAAAUAA
Molecule: messenger RNA, 4602 nt
Organism: Orbicella faveolata
Lineage: Eukaryota; Metazoa; Cnidaria; Anthozoa; Scleractinia; Merulinidae
Biological process (GO): endoplasmic reticulum to Golgi vesicle-mediated transport; vesicle cargo loading; protein secretion
Cellular component (GO): endoplasmic reticulum membrane; endoplasmic reticulum exit site
Source: RefSeq, a predicted model, not a curated record